CGCAAAACUCCAUGUGGUCUUAAACAACUUCGAAACCACCAGUCGGCGACGAUAACAAACCCAAAUUCGCACGCGCUACCCAAGAAAUCAGCCAAGUUGGAAUUUCGACGACGAAUAGUAGUCGAACUACCCCGAGUUGAACUUUUCAAAUCAAGUCAAGAAAAUAAACCCGAAAAGAUGGCACCCACCGUUCUCCCUGCCUCUGGCAACCCGCUAGUCUUCUUCGACAUCACCCUCGGGGGUGAGCCCCUCGGCCGCAUCACCUUCGAGCUCUUCAAGGACGUAGUCCCCAGGACGGCCGAGAACUUCCGGCAGUUCUGCACGGGCGAGAGCAAGAACAACCUCGGUCGGCCGCAGGGGUAUAAGGGGAGCAAGUUCCAUCGGAUUAUCCCCAACUUCAUGUGCCAAGGCGGUGACUUUCUCAACGGCGAUGGCACCGGCUCAACUUGCAUCUACGGCACCAAGAGCUUUGCGGACGAGAAUUUCUUGCUGAAGCAUGAUACGCCUGGGUUGCUUUCUAUGGCUAACGCCGGCCCAAACACGAACGGCUCGCAAUUCUUCAUCACUACGGUCCCAACCCCCUUCCUGGACGGCAAGCACGUCGUUUUUGGUAAAGUUGUCGAUGGAAUGGAUGUCGUCAAGAAGAUGGAGAACACCAAGACUGGAUAUCGCGGUAAGGACGUGCCGAACCUGGAUGUGGUGAUUGCUCAGUGUGGUGAGAUGUAAAAAGGGGGGUUGGGGAUUUGGAAACAGGUGAUUGGAUGGGCUGAUGGUAUGGGCGGUGAUUGUUCCUUGGCGAUCACAAAAGCACCGUUUGGGAUGAAGAUGGUAGGGCCGGAAUACGGAGAUAGACAAUGAUAUCAAUACCCAGGGAUUAUCAUAUCAGAUAGUAUAUUACUCGUGGACUUAGCUUGUCAAUUUUCAAAUCCCAUAACCAGAUCAUCAUCAUCAUCAUCAUCUCAUACAUCAUAAC
This is a messenger RNA of Neurospora crassa OR74A, 973 nucleotides long. RefSeq names its product peptidyl-prolyl cis-trans isomerase H. Bases 178 to 726 code for a protein of 182 amino acids. Gene Ontology annotation, biological process: protein folding; protein peptidyl-prolyl isomerization. Gene Ontology annotation, cellular component: intracellular membrane-bounded organelle. The record is from RefSeq and is a predicted model, not a curated record. The transcript has 4 exons. Lineage: Eukaryota; Fungi; Ascomycota; Sordariomycetes; Sordariales; Sordariaceae. Gene Ontology annotation, molecular function: peptidyl-prolyl cis-trans isomerase activity.